Molecule: messenger RNA, 1266 nt
Organism: Megalobrama amblycephala (Wuchang bream)
Lineage: Eukaryota; Metazoa; Chordata; Actinopteri; Cypriniformes; Xenocyprididae
Gene: sftpba
Product: surfactant protein Ba
Exons: 11
Coding region: 109-1173 (354 amino acids)
Biological process (GO): sphingolipid metabolic process
Cellular component (GO): lysosome
Source: RefSeq, a predicted model, not a curated record
GUCAUAUAUAAAGGGUAGUUCCUCUUUGAGCUGAACCUUCUUGUCGCUAUAUACAGGGUCACAUUUGAGAAUUUUACAUUGGUUCUUCUAGCCAAGGUGACUGAAAACAUGACUGCCUUCAAACUGGAGUUCCUCUUCUUCACUGCCCUUCUGGGUUCAGUCAAAAUAAGAUCUGUUGAUACAACAGGCAUGAAGAAUGUCCUGAUGGGUGCGAAUGACACUGUGAUGGGCGACAUGUGUCAGGACUGCACUCAGAUUUUUGAGCUCCUGAAGGACCUCGUUUCCAAUCAAGACUUCCAGACCAAAUUAACUGCCACUCUUGAGAAAGUGUGUGAUAAGUUGCCUGCCCAAUUCUCUCAAAUCUGCCACACUGAGGUGGAGAAGAUGCUUCCUCUGGCCAUCACCUUCAUUAGCAGCAUGAUGAAACCAAGUGACAUCUGUACUUUUCUUGGACUGUGUGGAGGUCGUGACAGUGGGAAGAUGAAAGAUCUGUUUCUUAAUCACAUGGCAAAAACUGUACAAAUGCCAACUAUGAAGCUGGAGGGAUCCAUUCAGUGCUCUGUUUGCACACACAUUGUGAGCACACUUGGAUAUCUGUUUCCCAAACAGAGGACUCAGAGCAUCAUUACUGUCCUGCUUGAGAGUUUGUGCAGAGAGUUUCCUACUCUUAUUCAGCCACAGUGCGAUAAGUUGGUUGAAAAAUACGUCCAACUGUUGGUUGACAUGCUACUGAACAACACCUCUCCUAACUUCAUAUGCACUCUCCUUCGUCUUUGUGAAAUAUGGGAGCAUCCCGUUAAUGCGGCUCCGGCACUUUCUGAUUGUGAUUCAUGUCUGACGUUGACGGUUCUGACUCGAAUGCAUCUGGGCUCCAAUGCCACCGAGAGCCAGGCUGCUUCAUUCCUUGACACCGUCUGCCAGCUGCACCCAGGUGCCAUGCCGAAGUGUGACAUGUACGUGCAGAAGCAUGGGAACCAGCUACUUGUGCUUCUGAGAAAACCACAGGGGGCGCUGGAUAUUUGUAAGAUGGCAAAUUUGUGUGUUUCUGGUGAGAAGGAGCCUGUGAUUGCUGCAGACCCCUGUAGUCUUGGACCGGACUACAGCUGCAAAGACCUCCAGACUGCACUUGACUGUGGGGUAGUGUCCUUCUGUCAGAAGAACGUUUGGGAAUAAAUCUGUUUCAGCUGUCCAUACUAAUGGUAAAUGUUGACAUAGUUUGCCAAAUGUCAAUCAAUGCCUAAUAAAGGAAUACAUCUGUUAUUUACA